AUGGCCAUCAUGCUAGUGAACACAACUUCGCUCAUCGACUUCGACAAGACUCAGAACGCGAGCACUUGGUCCGGUCCAGCGAGUGAAACAAUCAACAUGCACUCUCAACACCGCUCACGCGAUGAUCCACCAUCACCUCCUCCACAGCCGCCCCCAAGUCCAGCAAGCUGGAACCGCCUACCCUCACUAGACGCCCUUGCGCCAUUGCAAAUCUGA
This is a messenger RNA of Parastagonospora nodorum SN15, 216 nucleotides long. RefSeq lists its product as hypothetical. The transcript is spliced from 2 exons. NCBI's taxonomy places the organism in Eukaryota, Fungi, Ascomycota, Dothideomycetes, Pleosporales, Phaeosphaeriaceae. The record is from RefSeq and is a predicted model, not a curated record. Bases 1 to 216 code for a protein of 71 amino acids.